CAACUGCCCCAUUAUCCUCCUCCUUCUACUACUCUACAGUACGUACUACUACUAGUAGUUAAUCCCUCUCAAAUUCCCGCAAAAUCUCCACCCCUAAAGGCUUGGAUCUUCUCCACACCAUCAUUACCAUCACCAGCGAGCCACAAAGAUUUCAUCUUUCUUUGCUUAGUGCAAAAGCUUGCUGCGCCGCCGCUGUUAAUGGCUGCCUUCCUCUAGAAGCGCCCCACAACGCAUCCAGCCAGCCAGCCGGCCGGCGGAGUCCGCGGACUCCCCGCCCCAGCCCACACGCCAGGCCCCUCCCGAGCAGCACCGCUACAUACAAAGCGCGCAGCAGUUCCUCCCCGGAUUCCAUUUGGUUUCCCCUCGAUUUCCUCUUCUUUUUUCUCCACGGCCGCCGUCAGCCGCCCCCGUCCGCUGAAUCUACCUCCCGCCGCCGGCCGUCCGCCCCUUAAUCGGCCGUAGCCGCCGGGCCUCUGACGCCGCCAUGGGCAACUGCUGCGGCGCGCCGUCGACGCAGGGGGGCGGCGAGCGGAAGAACAACCGGAGGAAGGCCAAGGCCAACCCCUACACCGUCGCGUACAACCGCGGCGCGGCGGGGCCGCCGGCGCGGGCGGGGCUGGUGGUGCUGCGGGACCCCACGGGCCGGGACCUGGACGACAAGUACGUGCUGGGCGGCGAGCUUGGCCGCGGCGAGUUCGGCGUCACCUACCUCUGCACCGAGGCCGCCACGGGCGCGCGGAUGGCCUGCAAGUCCAUCUCCAAGCGCAAGCUGCGCACCCCCGUCGACGUCGAGGACGUGCGCCGCGAGGUGGAGAUCAUGCGCCACAUGCCGCCGCACCCCAACAUCGUCAGCCUCAGCGCCGCCUACGAGGACGAGGACGCCGUGCACCUCCUCAUGGAGCUCUGCGAGGGCGGCGAGCUCUUCGACAGGAUCGUCGCCCGGGGACACUACACCGAGCGCGCCGCCGCCGCCGUCACCCGCACCAUCGUCGAGGUCGUCCAGAUGUGCCACAGGAAUGGUGUCAUCCAUCGGGACCUCAAACCGGAAAACUUCUUAUAUGCGAACAAGAAGGAGAGUUCUCCUCUAAAGGCAAUUGAUUUUGGGCUUUCUGUGUUCUUCAGGCCUGGUGAACGGUUUAGUGAAAUCGUAGGCAGUCCAUACUACAUGGCCCCAGAGGUUCUGAAGCGCAAUUAUGGCCCUGAAAUCGAUGUCUGGAGUGCAGGAGUUAUACUUUACAUACUUCUUUGUGGUGUGCCACCAUUUUGGGCAGAAACUGAACAGGGAGUUGCACAGGCAAUUAUACGCUCUGUUGUGGAUUUCAAAAGAGACCCAUGGCCCAGAGUAUCCGAGCCUGCUAAAGAUCUUGUCAGGCGGAUGCUCGAUCCAAACCCAAUCACGCGGCUUACUGCAGCACAAGUACUUGAACAUCCAUGGUUACACGAUUCGAAAAAGAAUCCUGACAUUCAACUUGGCGAUACUGUCCGAGCAAGACUGCAGCAAUUUUCUGCAAUGAACAAAUUAAAGAAGAAAGCCUUGAGGGUGAUUGCCGAGCAUUUGUCUUUAGAAGAAGUAGCUGACAUAAAGAAAAUGUUUGAUAACAUGGACAUAAACAAUAAGGGCCAACUAACCUUUGAUGAGUUCAAGGCUGGCCUUCGUAAACUUGGAAACAAAAUGCAUGAUUCAGAUCUUCAGAUGUUGAUGGAUGCUGCUGACGUCGAUAAAAACGGCACUCUAGAUUAUGGAGAAUUUGUUGCGGUGUCUAUCCAUGUCAGAAAAAUAGGCAAUGAUGAACACAUCCAAAAGGCUUUCUCAUACUUUGACCAAGACAAGAGUGGGUACAUAGAGAUUGAAGAGCUUAGAGUGGCACUGACCGAUGAGGUGGAUGGACCUUGCGAUGAAGACAUUAUCAAUGGCAUCAUUCAUGAUGUAGAUACAGACAAGGACGGGAAGAUAAGCUACGACGAGUUUGCGGCGAUGAUGAAGGCGGGGACGGACUGGAGGAAGGCGUCCCGGCAGUACUCGAGGCAGAGGUUCAGCAACCUCAGCCUGAAGCUCCACAAGGAUGGGUCCAUCAGCGACGACCAGAAGUAGACGGAGCAGAGGUUUAUAUUGACCAUCGAGUGUCGUGUUGUUCGCUGUGCCGGGGUUUUGUGGUCAGGUUUUCAUUUUCCACCAGCUUAUUCCUUCCUUGGGUUCUUUAUUUCUUUCACACGGUAAAUGCAGCUACCACUCGAUUCUUGGCGUUUGUUGCUUGUAAAGAAGAUCGUAGCUUGUAAGUAAAAUCGUUUGCAGUGUAAUGUAAAAAGUGUAGGCGUGGGAAAUGCUUAACAGAGCAGGAGUCUUGGUCUUGCACUCA
Molecule: messenger RNA, 2357 nt
Organism: Hordeum vulgare subsp. vulgare (domesticated barley)
Lineage: Eukaryota; Viridiplantae; Streptophyta; Magnoliopsida; Poales; Poaceae
Product: calcium-dependent protein kinase 8-like
Exons: 8
Coding region: 485-2092 (535 amino acids)
Biological process (GO): intracellular signal transduction; protein autophosphorylation; peptidyl-serine phosphorylation
Cellular component (GO): cytoplasm; nucleus
Molecular function (GO): ATP binding; calcium-dependent protein serine/threonine kinase activity; calcium ion binding
Source: RefSeq, a predicted model, not a curated record